AUGACGACAUUCACUACGGAAGGGGCUGUCAAGGUCCCGGUCCUGGCGGACAAGGCCGGCGGGACGAUCGUAGAGCGACCACUGACGGUGGCAGAACUCGGUGUUUCUGAAAAGCGCAUGAUUCGCAAGAUCGACUUUGCCCUGAUCCCGCUGGUUAUGGGGCUGUACAUGUUCAGUUUCUUGGACCGCGUUAAUAUUGGCAAUGCACGCCUCUACAGCCUGGAAGAAGACCUUGGCAUGCACGGCCAUCAAUACCAGACCGCCGUCUCGAUUCUCUUCGUCACCUACAUUACCUUUGAAAUUCCUAGCAACCUCGUCCUUAAGAAGUUCACCCCCAGUCGCUGGAUUGGAUUCAUUACCACUGCCUGGGGCAUCAUCGCCACCCUGACUGGCCUUGUCCAUUCAUACGGCGGCCUGGUAGCCUGUCGUGUGCUGCUAGGUACUGUCGAGGCCGGUCUGUUCCCGGGCCUGAACAUUUACCUGACGCUCUUUUAUACGCGCCGUGAGCUGGCAGUCCGCGUUGGCUUCUUGUUUGUGUCGGCCGCUAUUGCAGGCGCGCUGGGAGGUCUGCUUGCGUAUGGUAUCGGUCACAUGGACGGCCUAGACGGAAGACAUGGCUGGAGUUGGAUCCUGAUUAUAGAAGGCAUUCCUAGUUUCGUCCUCGGCAUCGCCUGCUUUUUUCUCUUGCCUAAUUCGCCAGAGUCAGCCUAUUUCUUCACUGAGACCGAGAAGAAAGCCGUUGCAUUGCGCUGGGCUGGCGAGUAUGGCCGCACCGAAAGUGCCCAAGAGUUUAGCAAGAAGGAUAUGUACAAGGCAUUCACGGACUGGAAGGUCUGGGUCUUUUGUGCUGGCCAGUUCGGCGCUGACACCAUGCUUUACGGCUUCUCAACCUUUCUACCCACCAUCAUCAACGGCCUGGGCAAGUGGACUACAGCCCAGGUGCAACUGCUAACCAUCCCCGUUUACUUCCUUGGCGCCGCCACCUACAUGACCAUGGCCGUGCUGUCUGACCGCAUACAGCAGCGCGCUAUCUUUUGUAUAAUAUUUGGUGCCAUAAGCGUGGUUGGCUAUGGAGUGUUGAUCUCGGAUUCGUCGGCAGGCGUGCACUAUUUUGGUUGCUUCCUGAUUGCCAUGGGACUGUAUGUUCUCGUGGGAAUUCCUCUCGCAUGGCUGCCCGUCAACUGCCCCCGAUACGGCAAGCGGACAACUGCGAGCGGCAUGCAAUUGACCUUUGGAAACGCUGCUGGCAUCAUGGCGCCUUUCAUAUAUGCUACGAAGGACAAGCCUCGUUACAUCCGGGGCCAUGCUAUUACCCUGUCCCUGGUGGGUUUGUCAACUUGCAUUUAUGUCUUUGUCUGGUGGAGCCUAUCCAAAGCGAAUCGCGCCAGAGAUGCUGCAGAGCGCGAAGCCGAGGAACAGGGCCGGCCGUUACAGUUGCCUGAAGAACUGGAGGAGCUGGGCGACGAGAGCCCGCACUUCCGGUUCCUGACGUCGAUGAGCAUCUACUCGUUCCUGAUCGCGGUGCGAUCGGAAGGCCAGAUGCUAACGAGCGACGCCGGCGAGACGACAUCGCAUCUUAUGGGCAUGUUUUACCGCACGCUUCGCAUGGUGGACAACGGCAUCAAGCCGCUUUAUGUGUUCGAUGGUGCGCCACCAAAACUUAAGUCUGGCGAGCUCGCGCGACGAUACAUGCGCAAGCAGGAGGCGACAGAAGGUCUGGAGGAAGCCAAAGAAACGGGCACGGCUGAGGAUAUUGAGAAGUUCUCGCGGCGGACAGUGCGCGUGACGCGAGAGCACAACACAGAGUGUCAGCGGCUGCUCAAACUCAUGGGUAUUCCUUUCAUAGUCGCCCCGACCGAGGCCGAAGCGCAGUGCGCUGAGCUGGCGCGUGCCGGCAAGGUGUAUGCGGCUGCCAGCGAGGACAUGGAUACGCUCUGUUUUAACACACCUAUCUUGCUGAGACACCUGACUUUCAGCGAGCAGCGGAAGGAGCCUAUCCAGGAGAUUCACCUGGACAAGUUGCUGCUGGGACUGAACAUGGAGCGGGAACAGUUUGUCGACCUCUGCAUCCUUCUGGGCUGCGACUACCUUGAUCCCAUUCCCAAGGUCGGCCCCAAUACAGCGCUAAAGCUGAUCCGCGAACAUGGCUCACUCGAAAAGGUUGUCGAGUUCAUGAAAACCGACAAAAAGCAAAAGUUUGUCAUACCCGACGACUGGCCCUACGAAGAUGCGCGCGAGCUCUUCUUCAAACCCGAUGUGCGCUCUGCCAGCGACCCAGAAUGCGACUUCAAAUGGGAAAAGCCCGACGUCCCGGGCCUCGUUCAGUUUCUCGUAAACGAGAAGGGCUUUUCUGAGGACCGCGUACGCUCGGCUGCCGCCCGCUUAGAAAAGCAUCUUAAGGGCACACAGCAACAGCGCUUGGAAGGAUUCUUCAAGCCAGUGCCCAAGACAGAGGAAGAGCAAAAGGCGCACAAGCGCAAGCUCGAGGAGAAGAACGAGGAAAAGAAGAAGCGGGUUAAGGAGGAGAAGAAGAAGGCUAAGGCCAAGGGGAAGCCGCGGGGUGCGGUCUGA
Messenger RNA from Grosmannia clavigera kw1407, 2571 nucleotides. RefSeq names its product DNA-repair protein rad2. The transcript is spliced from 9 exons. Gene Ontology annotation, cellular component: membrane. Bases 1 to 2571 code for a protein of 856 amino acids. Gene Ontology annotation, molecular function: DNA binding; nuclease activity; transmembrane transporter activity. NCBI's taxonomy places the organism in Eukaryota, Fungi, Ascomycota, Sordariomycetes, Ophiostomatales, Ophiostomataceae. The record is from RefSeq and is a predicted model, not a curated record. Gene Ontology annotation, biological process: transmembrane transport.